AUGGAAUUUGUAUGGAAACGAUGGUGGUAUCUUCAGCUGGGCUGUAUGUUAUUAGUGAAUUUGGGUUAUGCCAAUCCAGAGUAUCAAAAAGAAACUCCUCCAAGCCUGCGUGAGAUUGACCAUCAGUGCUGGGAGGUAUCGUCCCACGGGCUGGUGGAAAUGAAGAAACUCAAGGUAGCAGAUACAGUCAUUGCUCUCUGGGACUUCAUGAUGUUCCUAAAGGAAUCCCCUAAGCCCAAGCACAAUGAACUCUUCAAUGAUUUAGCCCAGAACUUCUGGGAUAUGUAUGUAGACUGUGUGCUCUCAAGAUCCCAUGGAAUGGGCAGAAGACAAUUAACAUCUCCAAAAUAUUCUUCCACGUAUUCACACAGAACUUUAGGAGGGUCUGCUUUCAUCAAUCCAUUUUAG
Messenger RNA from Haemorhous mexicanus (house finch), 408 nucleotides. RefSeq names its product family with sequence similarity 237 member B (gene FAM237B). The transcript has 2 exons. The record is from RefSeq and is a predicted model, not a curated record. Lineage: Eukaryota; Metazoa; Chordata; Aves; Passeriformes; Fringillidae. Bases 1 to 408 code for a protein of 135 amino acids.